Colias croceus (clouded yellow) is the source of this 1354-nucleotide messenger RNA. RefSeq lists its product as uncharacterized. The transcript is spliced from 4 exons. Gene Ontology annotation, biological process: detection of chemical stimulus involved in sensory perception of smell; sensory perception of smell. The record is from RefSeq and is a predicted model, not a curated record. Lineage: Eukaryota; Metazoa; Arthropoda; Insecta; Lepidoptera; Pieridae. Gene Ontology annotation, cellular component: plasma membrane. The coding region runs from base 1 to 1353 and encodes 450 amino acids. Gene Ontology annotation, molecular function: olfactory receptor activity; odorant binding.
AUGACUGAACAAAAAUUUAAAACUUUUCACGAAACAUUCCGUCAAUGUGCAUUCGCUUUAGCCUUUGCUCUCAUUUAUCCAAACAUCAGCAAUUACCGAAAGAGAGCUAUUUUAUUUUACUCUGUUGUCGGUGUAAAUUCACUCAUGCUUUACUGGUUUUUCCUGUACUUAUAUAAAUGCACAGUAACACAAGAUUUGGUGAACCUCACGAGAAACAUAUCAAUUGGAAUACUUACCUCUUUAUUCUUUUUUAAAUAUUUCUACGUCAAUAGUAAGAUAGAAAUAUUCGCCCAACUCUUACAAAAAAUUACGGAUGACUUACUGAAAGGUAACGAAUUAGAAGAAGAUUAUCAAGAGAUAUACGAACAAUAUAUAAAAAUAGGUAAGCUUGGACAGUUUUGUUGGAUUGUUAUACCUCUACUAUUGAGUACCCAGUUUCCGAUGUACGCCAGCGUUGCAACGAUCUAUGAGAGCCUCAAGAGUGACGUUGGUAAGCGAUACAUGGUGCACGAAUUGGAAAUUAAAAAUCUAGAAGAUAAACAAUUUGAAACACCAUUAUUUGAAUUUGUGUUCGGGUACAAUAUAGUCCAAUGUAUAACAUUAUGUCCAAACUUUGUCGGGUUUGAUGGAUCCUUUUGCAUAGCCACGACACACCUUUGUAUGAAAUUAAAAUUGGUCAGUCACAAGAUGUAUCGUGCUUUUAAAGAUUCUAAAGACAGAGAUGAGCUCAAAAUACGCGUCAAAGAAGCUAUAAAGGAUCACCAAGAAGCCCUCGAUUUUUAUAAUGAUUUGCAAGAAUUUUAUGGUGGUUGGCUAUUUAUGGUAUUUUUAGUUACGUCGCUUUUAAUUGCAAUGAAUCUGUAUCAAUUAUACUUAAGCGAUCACAUUGACGUAAAAUACACUAUAUUUGCUAUCAGCGCAGCGACCCAUAUGUUCACGCCUUGUUACUUUGCGAGUAACUUGAUAAAGGCUAGUGAAGACCUAAGCUUGGAUAUUUACGCUGUAGAGUGGGAGCAUUGGGCAGACCCACAGAUUACGAAUCUUCUCAUAUUUAUGAUUGCGAAAUCCCAACAGAUCCUCCUUUUGCACGGUAAAGGGAUGGUCUACUUCAACAUGAAUCUAUUUAUAUCUUUACCUAUCGCUCCGACGAUAGCAAAAGUGUCUGCCGACCCUGGCGCUGCGUUCCCCCGCUGCAGCCAGCGAGUGGGGGGAGUACCACUACCAGCUCCCUUCACCUUCGAUCGCGGCGCAGCCGACGCACAGCCAAUGACCGCCCGCCCCGAGCCGGCGAAAGGUUUUAUAUACAAGUGGAAUUCGCACUGCCAAAUUGCUACAAGUCAAAAUAUAGGGUAGU